AUGGUGAUCGACGGUAACAGUGGACAAUACAAACGAUCACCUGCAAUCAUGUCAAUAGAUGUGGAGGGCGGUGAAAUGACACGGAUGAGCAGAGCAUCGUGGGCUCCAUCAGUACGUCUGAAACCGGGACAACCACUCACUGGUGACAUGCUCCCCAAUACGCUCAACACAUUGAUCGACCAAGGCGACUACAACUCUCCCAUCUCACCCGGGACACUCCCAUCCUCUCUCACAGUGUUGGAGAUCAGUUGUACAUUCAAUCAGCCUAUCGAGCCUGGUGUGCUACCUGCUUCACUCACUCGUCUUGAGUUUGGCAACGACUUUGAUCAACCCUUUGCAUCGGACACCCUACCGCAAUCACUGCUCAAGUUGGAGCUGGGAGCCUAUUACAAACAGAUCAUCCCUGCUGGCGUACUCCCCAACUCGUUGACCGAACUUGAUUUAAACUCAUGUCGAGCACCAACUAUAUUCAGUCCUGGAACUACUCCAUUGUCAUCAUCAUCAUUGAUCAAACUCUUUCUGCAACAUGAUCAUGAACUUAAGGACAUUACUCAUCUCAAUAAGAUAGUGGAUCUUUCCUUUGGAUAUGGAUUCAAUACUCUUCUGCCCCCAAACAGCCUCCCAGAGAGCCUCACCAGACUCCAGCUAGGUGAGUAUCGACAUCCUCUGCUACCGGGUGUACUUCCACGCUCCCUAGUCAUUUUGCACACUGGUGGAUACAACCUGCCAAUUGAGCGAGUGGACAUCCUACCGCCAAGUCUCAAGGAGUUGGAGUUUGGAUUCUUCUACAAUCAACAGUUGCUGCCAGGAAUCCUCCCCAACUCAAUCACCAAGUUGAUGUUCGGUUUUCGUUUCGAUCAGGUCAUCCUCUCAGGUUCCCUUCCGUCAAUGCUCACAGACUUGAAGUUUGACGAGGUUUACACCAAACCAAUAUCUCCAGGUGCACUCCCCGACUCGCUACACAGGCUAACAAUGAGCAAAUUCUUUGAUGAGCCAUUGUCCCCUGGAGUACUUCCUGGAUCGCUUCACACCUUGGAGUUUGGACUCAACUUUAAUCAACCAUUGAUCACUGGCGUACUUUCCCAAUCCAUCCAACGAUUGAAGUUUGGACGUAACUUUAAUCAAAUGAUCGAGCCCGGAAUACUACCUCCACACUUGAUCCGUUUGAAGUUUGGUCAGACUUUCAAUCAACCCAUACUCCCAGACACACUUCCUCAGUCACUGACAUCAUUAUCAUUCGGAUUGGAGUUCAUGCAAUGCCUCUCUGAAGUGGCCUUCCCACCCAAUCUCAAGUAUGUGGACAUUCGCGAGCAACAUGACUUCCUUGAGGGACUGCCUUGCGACACUGUCGAUUGUGUGAAGCUACAGGCAGACGAUUCGACCUACAUUCAGUAUGUCAUCGAGCAGAAUCAAACAAGGAAACAUUUAGUCAUGGUUUGCACAUUCGAUCAUGACAUUGAGCCAAUCAUCAAACAGACCUCCAUUCAGAGACUGGAUAUCAUAUUGUACGAUCAUGUCAAUAUUAAGGAGCGAUAUUAUAUCCGUCCCAUCGAUGAGCAACGCGAGCACGUCCUGGUUGUGCAUCCCGACCCAAUGCACAACAGUCCGUUUGGAACAAUGUAUUGGUUUAGCAAGGUUGAGGACCUUCCUUUGACCUUAGACUUUAUACCAAAGAAUAAACAAGACUAG
Messenger RNA from Acytostelium subglobosum LB1, 1689 nucleotides. RefSeq lists its product as hypothetical. Lineage: Eukaryota; Evosea; Eumycetozoa; Acytosteliales; Acytosteliaceae. The record is from RefSeq and is a predicted model, not a curated record. Bases 1 to 1689 code for a protein of 562 amino acids. The transcript has a single exon.